ACAAACAAACUGCUCGUUUUCGACAUAUACCUCCGUUACAACAAUGGUGAAUUGGAAAAUUGAUAAUGGCAAACUGAAUAUCCAAGGGAUUGAAGAUUUUGAAGGACAAAUUGAGUAUGCUAAAAGCUCCUUGCAGUAUAAGAAGAUCGAGAAAUCUGAAGAAUGUAAACGGAAUGAGAAAACUAUAGCAGAAAAAAGAUGUCAUGAUCAAGAACUUGGAGGAUUUCGGAGCUUGUGGAAACGGGAAAAGAAAUGGUAUAACGCAACAGUCCUAGAAAAAACUAAAUCAGGUUACAAAGUCGUAUUUGCAGACGACAACAAAGUAAGAGUGUUAAGUCUACAGAAUCUACGAAAAAAAACAUCGAGAUGGAUUCAGCUGAAGGUGUUUUGUUGAACAAAACACUUUCAUAUAUAUAUGAACUUACAAAAAACUCACAAGUCAUCUGAUAAUGUUCUCAAAACAGGAUAUAAUAAACAAUAUCAACAACACAAGGAAGCUUUAUUUCCUUGUCCUUGAACAAAAGACAUUUCACAUCAGUCAAAUGAUCCUAUAUAUGUAUACAUGUAUACAAGAAUGAACAAGGUUAUAUAUAUUGUUUAAUUUAUAUUGGGACAUUAUCAUGAUAUCUUAAUGAUAAAAAAACAAACAUUCACAGAUUAAGCUUGUUUGGUCUGAAUGUGCUUGUAAUUUAAUAUGACAAACUGUAUGUAGAAUAAGAAGUAAUUAUCACACCAUCAAUGAGACAACACCAAUGACGAAAAUAAAUAGAUGAAAAAGUAUACAAAAAUCAUCAACAAUAG
Molecule: messenger RNA, 801 nt
Organism: Mytilus trossulus (common blue mussel)
Lineage: Eukaryota; Metazoa; Mollusca; Bivalvia; Mytilida; Mytilidae
Exons: 4
Coding region: 44-394 (116 amino acids)
Source: RefSeq, a predicted model, not a curated record